Messenger RNA from Emiliania huxleyi CCMP1516, 867 nucleotides. RefSeq lists its product as hypothetical. The record is from RefSeq and is a predicted model, not a curated record. Bases 42 to 584 code for a protein of 180 amino acids. The transcript has 2 exons. Gene Ontology annotation, molecular function: protein binding. Lineage: Eukaryota; Haptophyta; Isochrysidales; Noelaerhabdaceae.
GGCGGUCGCCAAAAGCCGUUGCUUGCCUCUCUCAUUCCGCAAUGAAGCCGAAAGCUUCUCCUACCUUCCUCCACCUGGGUGCAUCGUACGCCGACGAAGAGAAGGUCCUCCUUCAUCUCGCCUCAAACGGCAGAGCCGCCUUCAUCAGGGACGCAAACGGGUGGCUUCCGCUUCACGUGGCGGCGCGAGCAGCCUCAGUUACGAUUGUGAAGAAACUAAUCUCGCAGAACCCACGGGCGGCGGAGACAGCGGACAAGGCCGGCUGGUUGCCGCUUCACUUUGCCGCGUGCUCGUCCUCCUCGCUGCCUGUCGUGCUCGUCCUUCUGGCUGCGAACCCCGCAGGGAUCCGUGCAGAGACCAAGGCCGGCGCCCUGCCUCUCCACUGCGCCGCCUUUGGGAACGACUGCAUGCCGGUGUGCAAGGCGCUGCUGUCCGCCUGCCCCGAGGCGGCAAGCAAGGCCUGCCCUGUCGCCUCGGCCAAGGGGACGACGAUCAAGGGCAAGCGGACCGUCGCAGCACUGGCGGCUGAAGUCAACGAGUGGUCAAAGGCGGGCCGCGGCGCCGCCUCCGUCGCCGUGCCGUAAGAUCGACAGCCACAGUCCGACCCCGUGCAAGGCGUCAACCGUCAAGGUGCGUGAGACGAGGCGACGCCGGCGCCGGCGAGCAUCAUCGUGAGGCGGGUCCUGAGAAGGGGGGCGAGUGUGGGGGUCGGCCGGUGGGCGUCGCGGGACGGGCCCCCGCGGCGGGGGAGGCGUCGGGCAGGCAGGCGAAGCCCACAUUCUUCGAGGUUGUCAGAGAUCGAGGGCCGCUAUGAGCUUCUCGCAGCUUUUCGAGGGCCGCAGUUUUUUUUACGCUCCUUCCCGACAC